GUGGCCUCGCACAGGUGCGCCGAGCGGCUUGGGUUUCACUGAAACUUAUCCAGCUCCUGGAAGGCGCGCGCAGAGGCUCCAAUUAGGGGCAGGUGAGAGGGUGGCUUUCUCUCCGCUCGGCGAGUGGGACUCUGAGUUUCGAAUCGGUGGCGGCAAACUCUCCGUCCUCCCGGCGUCGGGGCUGCUGGAAGGAUGAGAAGCUUGAGCGCGGCGUGGCUGCUGGGGGUCGCCAUCCUGCUGGCGGCCUCUGCCUCCUGCAAUCGCACUGUCCUAGGAACCAGUAGACCCUCUAAAGGAAGAAGUCUCAUUGGUAAGGCUGAUAGCCCACCUCACAUCUCAGGGAAAGGAGUGACGGUGGUACCUGGCUUCUCCGUGGAUGAGUUUUCUACCUCCGUCCUCACUGGCAAACUGACCACUGUCUUUCUCCCCAUUGUCUACACGAUCGUAUUUGUGGUCGGUUUGCCAAGUAAUGGCAUGGCCCUGUGGGUCUUUCUUUUCCGAACAAAGAAGAAGCACCCCGCUGUGAUUUACAUGGCCAAUCUGGCCUUGGCAGACCUCCUCUCUGUUAUCUGGUUCCCUCUGAAGAUCGCCUACCACAUACAUGGCAACAACUGGAUUUACGGGGAAUCUCUUUGCAAGGUCCUCAUUGGCUUUUUCUAUGGCAACAUGUACUGUUCCAUCCUCUUCAUGACCUGCCUCAGCGUACAGAGGUACUGGGUCAUCGUGAACCCCAUGGUGCACCCCAGGAAGAAGGCAAACAUUGCCAUCGGUGUCUCUCUGGGAAUAUGGCUCCUGAUCCUGCUGGUGACCAUCCCCUUGUACGUGGUGAAGCAGACCAUCAACAUCCCCGCCCUUAACAUCACCACCUGUCAUGAUGUUCUGCCUGAGGAGGUGUUGGUGGGGGACAUGUUCAAUUACUUCCUCUCUUUGGCCAUUGGAGUCUUUCUGUUCCCCGCCUUCCUCACAGCCUCUGCUUAUGUGCUGAUGAUCAGGACACUCCGGUCUUCCACCAUGGAUGAAAACUCGGGAAAGAAGAGGCAGAGGGCCAUCAAGCUCAUCAUCACUGUCCUGGCCAUGUACCUCAUCUGUUUCACUCCCAGCAACCUUCUGCUCGUGGUGCACUACUUCCUGAUUAAAAACUGGGGCCAGAGCCAUGUCUACGCCCUGUACAUCGUCGCCCUCUGCCUCUCCACCCUCAACAGCUGCAUUGACCCUUUUGUCUAUUACUUCGUUUCACAAGACUUCAGGGAUCAUGCAAAGAAUGCCCUUCUUUGCAGGAGUGUCCGUACCGUAAAGCGGAUGCAAGUAUCCAUCACAUCAAAGAAAUUCUCUAGGAAAUCCAGCUCUUACUCUUCAAGUUCAACAAGUGUUAAAACCUCCUAUUGAGUUUUCCAGGUCUUCCAACGGAAGUUGUGCUGGAGGAUUUGGAGCCUGCUCAACGUUACAGGGAUGUUAAUGGUGUUCUCUAACCAGAGGUCUCAACACAUACCAUGUAUUUGCAGUGCCUCUCAGGAUUGCUGGGAGCUUCCCUGUUUGCAUAAGGAAAGUGCCCCAAAUUAACAGAGAAGUCAGUUUCAGAAUUCCUCUACUCAGGUGCUCCCAGAAGUGAAACUGACAGAAGCAGACUUUUCAGAAGGAAAAGACAGAAACUCAGUGAUUUACAAAAACUAGUCUUGGCAUGAAGACUAAGUUCUUAGCUGAAACUACAUUUCUUUUACAUCUGGGGUCAGUCACAGCCUUGUUAGAGCUUAAGGGCCCUCAGAGAUGAUCAGUCCAAUUGACUGGCUUUAUAAUGAGGAUACUAGAGAGCUGAGGGAGAGGUCCAGAAUCAGGUGUCCAACCACUGGUAGCCAGUUAGGACUGGACAGUAGAAUCUGAAUGGUCUCUGGGGUUCUUGUACCACCUCAUCAAAAUCGUUGUGGAUCUUGUUUAAAAAUGCAGAUUCAUCAGACUCAGGAAUGUGAGCUCGGAGUCUGGGAACAGGGUCUAGGAACCUGCAUUUUAAUGAGCCUUGUGCACACCAGAGUUUGGGAACCACUGGUCUAAGUACUGCUCUUCCACUUAAUAAGGGGCCAUGGUAUUUUUUGAAAAGAAAAGCAAGCAGAAUGCUGUGUGUCUCUUUUAUGUUUAGCUUAUAAUGAAGCUUGUCUUACUGGGACUUUCAAUUAUUUCUUUAUCAGCCCUUUUGUAUGCAUUAUUAUCACUUCAAGGAAAAUACAAUGAGGAUUUUAAACAUGGAACAAUUAAUUUCAUGUAAUUUUUUACUGACUUCAGUGAAAUCUUCAGGCUGUCUGAGUAAUUGACUCUUUCACAACUAAGAAGAGCAUUUACCACUCGGUAUUUUAAAAAAUUAUUGUUGGACUGUUUAUUGUCAGCUUUAUUGACUCGCUAUCAAAUACGAAAUUACAAAGCCAUGACUGGGUUUGAACCACAUCUGCUUUGGAAAGGAACACUAAAAUAGAGGUGAUUUGCAAUGUAUUUGAAGAGGUACUUGACUCCAGGUUGACUUUAUACAACUGUUGCAUUUGUGACCUUUUAAAAUAAUUAUUUUAUUGUAUGAUUGAUUUAUAAAUAACAUGUCGCUUUUUUAUGACUCAUUUCUGACUUCGUGGGUUUUGCUUUUUUGUUUUUGUUUUUGAGGGAAGGAGAGAGAGAAGGGAAGCGAUGGCAUCACUCCCCUUCUAAGAAGGAAUGAUGUGAUGUUCACACCUUAUUUUUUACAUAAAUAGGUCCAUGCUGUACACAGUGCUCUGCGAUCACUGUUUUUCCUUUAACCACAUUUUAGAAUUCUUUCCAUGCCUGCGUCUCUGGCUUGACCUCCAUUUUUAAAGGCUGCAGACUAUUUAAUAUUUUGGAUGUACAGUGAUGAAUGUAGUCAUUUUCCUACCUGUGGCUCCUAAAAUUGUUUCUCUCUCUCUCUCUCUUUUGCUCCUAUUAAAGGAGUGCUGCAUUGAACAUCUGUAUGCAGACACCUCUGUAUUUCUUUAGGAUGAGUUCCUGGAAGUAGAAAGGCCAGGUCACAAGUUAGAUGUAAGUUUCGGUAACACUGACCAAAUUGCCUUCAGUAAUUUAUUCUUCUACCAAAAAGUACGUUUGCACCUAUGUCCUGAAAUGCUCUUCCACACCUGAUCUAUCAGUCUUUUGAAAAGGUACCAAUGUGAUUGGGCAAAAAUUUCAUUCUUGUUUUAAUUUGUACUGAAGCUGCACAGCCUAGUGGCCAAGACUGCAGGCCCUGAGCUGCCAGGCAGGGCUGAAUUCCAACUCCAUCAUUUCUCUGUUUUGGUCUCCUUAGGGAAGAUGCUUCUCUUUGCCUCUUUUUCCUCAUCUGUAAAAUAAAGAUUAUACUAUCUUUAUAGAGUUAUAAGGAUUCAGUGUUUGGCACAUACAUGCACUCAUAAAUUUUUUGCAGCAUUAUUACUAUUCUCUGACUGCUGAUGAGAUUUCAGUUCUGAUCUGCCCACUUUCCCUCCAGUGCCAGAUACACCCUGCCUUCCUUGCCUGCUGACUCUGCUUUCAGUCUCAUAGCAGGCUUGUGGGGUUGUCUUUAUUUUUCUUUUUGGGAGGGAAGCAAAAGAUGGUGAACACAGGAUCAAAGGGAACAGAAACAAAUGGCUCACAGUGGCCUCACAAGGUGGUCUAUGGGCUGAUCCAGUAGAAAACUUUUUUUUUUUUGGUAUUUGCCACUUUUUUUUUUUUUAAUUGAAGUACAGUCAGUUACAAUGUGUCAAUUUCUGGUGUACAGCACAAUGUCCCAGUCAUGCAUAUACAUACAUAUAUUCAUUUUCAUAUUCUUUUUCAUUAAAGGUUAUUAUAAGAUAUUGAACAUAGUUCCACAUAGAAGAAACUUUUUAAAAUCUAUUUUUAUUUAUAGUGGCUAACAGUUGUAAAUCUCAAACUCCCAAAUUUAUUCCUUCCCACCUGCUUUCCCUGGUAACCAUAAGAUUGUUUACUAUGUCUGCGAGUCUGUUUCUGUUUCGUAGAUGAUUUCAUAGUGUCCUUUCUUUUUCUUUUAGAUUGCACAUAUGAGUGGUAUCAUAUGCUAUUUUUCUUUCUCUUUCUGGCUUACUUCACUUAGAAUGACAUUCUCCAUGUCCAUCCAUGUUGCUUCAGAUGGCAUUAUUUUAGUCUUUUUAUGGCUGAGUAGUAUUCCAUUGUAUAAAUAUACUACAACUUCUUUAUCCAGUCAUCUGUUGAUGGACAUUUAGGUUGCUUCCAUGUCUUGACCAUUGUAUAUAGUGCUGCUAUGAACAUUGGGAUGCAGGUAUCUUUUUGAAUUAGAAUAUAGAAUAUAUACCCAGAAAUGGGAUUGCUGGAUCAUAUGGUAAGUCUAUUUUUAGUUUUUUGAGGUAUAUCCAUACUGUUUCCCAUAACGGCUGCACCAAACUAUAUCCCCACCAGCAGUGUAGAAGGGUUCCCUUUUCUCCAUACCCUCUCCAGCAUUUAUCAUUUGUGGACUUUUGAAUGAUGGCCAUUCUGACUGGUGUGAGGUGAUACCUCAUUAUAGUUUUGAUUUGCAUUUCUCAAUAAUUAGUGAUAUUGAGCAUUUUUUCAUGUGCCUAUUGGCCAUUUGUAUGUCUUCAUUGUAGAAUUGCUUAUUUAGGUCUUCUGCCCAUUUUUGGAUUGGGUUGUUAGUUUUUUUAUUAUUAAGUUGUAUGAGCUGUUUAUAUAUUCUGGAAAUUAAGCCUUUGUCAGCACAUCAUUUGCAAAUAUUUUCUCCCAUUCUGUAGAUUGUUAUUUUGUUUUGCUUAUGGCUUCUUUUGCUGUGCAAAAGCUUAUGAGUUUAAUUAGGUCCCAUUUGUUAAUUUUUGCUUUUAUUUAUUUAUUUAAAAAAAAUUGCUUUUAUUUCUAUUGCCUGGGUCGACUGCCCUAGGAGAACAUUGCUAAGAUUUAUGACAGAAAAUGUUUUGCCUAUGUUAUCUUCUAAGAGAUUUAUCAUGUCUUGUCUUAUAUUUAAGUCUUAAAGCCAUUUUGAGUUUAUUUUUGUGUACGUGUGAGAGAGAGUUCGAACUUCAUUGAUUUACAUGCUAUCCAGUUUUCCCAAGACGACUUGCUGAAGAGACUGUCUUUCCUCCAUUGUAUAUUCUUGCCUCCUUUGUUGAAGAUUAAUUGACCAUAGGUCUGUGGGUUUAUUUCUGGGCUCUCUAUUCUGUUCCAUUGAUCCAUAUGUCUGUUUUUAUGCCAAUACCAAGCUAUUUUGAUUACUGUAGCGUUGUAGUAUUGUCUGAAGUCUGGGAGGGUUAUUCCUCCAGCUUCAUUAUUUUUCCUCAGUAUUGCUUUGGCAAUUCUGGGUCUUUUGUGCUUCCAUAUAAAUUUUAGGAUUGUUUAGUUCCGUGAAAAAUGUCCUGGGUAAUUUGGUAGGAAUGGCAUUAAAUCUGUAGAUUGCCUUGGGCAGUAUGGUCAUUUUAAUGAUAUUGAUUCUUCCAAUCCAAGAGCUUGGGAUAUCUUUCCAUUUCUUUAAGUCAUCUUUAAUUUCCUUAAUCAGUGCUUUGUAGUUCUCCAUGUAUAAGUCUUUCACCUCCUUGGUCAGAUUUAUUCCUAAGUGUUUUAUUGUUUUUGAUGCAGUUUUAAAAGGGAAUGUUUCCUUACUUUCUUUUCCUGCUAAUUCAUUGUUAGUGAAAAGAAAUACAGCUGAUUUUUUUUUUAAUGAGGGGGAGGUAAUUUAGUUUAUUUAUUGAUUUCUGCUUGGAAGGGGUACUGGGGCUUGAACCCAGGAUCUCUUGUGUGCUGAGCAUGCGCUGUAUCACUUGAGCUAUUCUCUCCCCUCCUCCUUUUUUUUUAAUCUUGUAUCCUGCUAACUUGCUGAAUUCUUUUAUCAGCUUUAGUAGCUUCUGUGUGGAGCUUUUAGAGUUUUCUAUAUAUAGUAUCAUGUCAUCCACAUAUAGUGACAAUUUUACCUCUUCUCUUCCAAUUUGGAUCCAUUUUAUUUCUUUUUCUUACCUGGUUGCUGUGGCUAAGACUUCCAAGACUAUGUUGAAUAGAAGUGGUGAGAGUGGGCAUCCUUGUCUGGUUCCAGAUUUUAGUGAUAAGGCUCUCAGUUUUUCACCGUUGAGAAUUAUGGUGGCUGUAGGUUUGUCAUAAAUAGCUUUUAUUAUGUUGUGAUAUAUUCCCUGUAUACCCACUUUGGUAAGAGUCUUUAUCAUAAAUGGGUGUUGAAUUUUAUCAGAUGCUUUGUCUGCAUCUAUUGAGAUGAUCAUGUGAUUUCUAUCCUUUUUCUUGUUAAUGUGGUUUAUCACAUUGAUUGAUUUGCAUAUGUUGAAUCAUUUUUGUGUCCCUGGGAUGAAUACAACUUGAUCAUGGUGUAUGAUCUUUUUAAGUGCUGUUGGAUUCUGUUUGCUAGUAUUUUGUUGAGGAUUUUUGCAUCUAUGUUCAUUAACGAUAUUGGCCUGUGAUUUUCUUUUUUUGGUAGUGUCUUUGUCAGGUUUUGGUAUCAGGGUGAUGGUGGCUUCAUAGAAUGAGUUUGGGAGUAUUCCCUCCUUUUCAAUCCUUUGGAAGAGUUUGGGAAGGAUUGGUAUGAGCUUUUUUUGUAUGUUUGAUAGAAUUCCCCAGUGAAGCCAUCUGGUCCUGGACUUUUGUUUGCAGGGAGGUUUUUUAAUUGCUAAUUCUAUUUCAUUUCUAGUGAUCAGUCUCUUCAAGUGGUCUAUGUCUUCUUGAUUCAGUCUUGGUGGACUAUAUGUUUCCAGAAACUUGUCCAUUUCUUCUAGGUUGUCCAGUUUGUUUCCUUAUAGUUGUUUGCCACUUCUUUAUCCGUCUUUUUCAUAAUAUAUGCUGAUGGUUUAAAAAAAUCAAACUAAAUAAAAAUACAUAAAAUAAAAAAUGUACUCCUUUGCUAUCCAGGCCCAUUCUUAUCUCUCAGAGGGAACUCAUUUUCAUCAUAAUGUGUUUAUAGAAAAUAAUGUAUGUCAUACUUUUAAAAUAAGAAUAUGUAUGUGUAUGUAAAUACAUAUAUGUGCAUGUAUAUGUCAAUUUCCAAAUCAAUUCAUACUGAUUGCCUCAUUGUUUCCAGUGACCAGGUAGUAUUCUAUGCAGGGACGAUCAUAAUGUAAUCACCACCCUAUUGAAGAUGUUAUUUUUCUUGGAACACGUUCACCAAGUCUGUGAACCUACAUUAAGAAGUAUAAGAGAAAUGAUUUGAGAAACAGAAUUCUAAGAAUGUUUGUUGGCUGAAGCAAAUGCUUUCCACAUCCUUUUUGUUUCUUUUACCUUUGAGGAGCAGCUCACAAAAGCCCUGGUCUGCCUGAAUCAGACCAGCUCUGGCCUGGAGCGCGGAAGUGCCCUGGAUGUGCUUGUCUGCUCCUGUCUUCCCUGUCUUACUGGGGUCUGAUUUUUCUAAACUAUCUGAAAAUUUGAAUGUGUUGCAGUCCACUGGCCCCAUUGACUGAAAGAGGGUUCUCUCAGUUUGGAAGCGAAUACAGACUUGCACCCACUGUGUGGGACACAUGCUACACUGACUUGAUUGGCGUAGUUUUACUGGGACUGCCCUGUACCCCUUUCAGUUGUUUGGAGUAGGAGUUCCAGAGGUAAUUAAUUUCCUGGUUAUCAAGAUUUCAUAAAUCCUGAGGCUAUAACCUCAUCAGUAUGCAUAGUUUAGUGAUGACAACUUUUUUCCUGUAAAUUUAACCCCUUGGAGGCCUUGAGAGGACUGGAUUAUAUUACCAAGUCAGAAGUACAGUUCGUCAUACUGUCCCCUGAUCUCACUGAUUAAAAUCUUGGGUCUGUGCUGCAGAGUUUGGAUGUUGUCUUAAAAAGCAGUUUCUGAUUUCACAUUUGUCAAAGGCAUGUGUUCCCCCCCACCCCUAAUUCUGAAGGAAGAAAAAAACCCCAAACCCUUGAGAAAUCCAGUUCUCCAUUUUAUCCAAGACUUGGACCCACACUGAGAUGGUGGUUCUGUUUAAAUGUAAAUAAUUGGAGUCACUCACUUUGGAAUUGUCUUUAUGGAGGGAGAGUAUGACGAAUUCCGUGGUUUGGGUAUGAGCUGCCUUUGCCUCUACCUGUUAGUCAAUCUGUGGAAUAUUUGCCAGCAUCUGUCUUUAUUGGUGAGAAAUUAGGCACAGCCAGAGUUACGGGCCGCCUCCUCCUGCAGAAACCACAGCCUGUGGGCUCCAUCAUCACCUCUCGUCAAGCCACUGGCACCCAGCAAGUGGGAGUGGUUCAUUCUUUUAUCCCACAGUUCUUGCAACACUGUUGCCUUAUUAAGUGCAAAUAUUUAAAUCAGGAUUCCUUCUGUAGCAGCAUUCUAGGGCUGGGGUUGAUAUUCUCAGUGAAAUUAAUGUGUUUUUAAAAAACACAAAAAAACAAAAACAAAAGCAAGCAACCAAUCCUUCAAGUAUUGGGGCUUCUGGAAAGCCUUUAAAGAAGAGCCUGUUCUAAAGCCAGGUCUUGAGACUGGGGGAAAGUCAAGGAAAACAAAGGGACAAGAAGACUUAGGAAGGGCCAUUAUUGUGGCGUAUCUCUCUUAACACUGGUAUGCUUAGCCCUUUAAGAAACAAACUUUUAAGAAUUAUAAAAGUAAUAAGUGGUUCUUGUAAAUAAAUCUGAGAAGGUAAGAGCAUGUGCUGAAAAGUGGACAUAUCCCUUCUCUACCUCCAUGCCAGAACCCAGGUAUUCCCUUUGUGAGUCCUUUCACGUAUUUUCUGUGUAAGUAUACGUACCUAUAUGCUUUUUUUUUUAAGUGAAAGAAGAGUUACCCUAUGUAUGCUGUAUUUAUUUAAAAUCAACCCUCAAAACUUAAUGGCUCAAAACAACAAUAAACAUUUACUAACUUG
Messenger RNA from Camelus dromedarius (Arabian camel), 8762 nucleotides. It is a transcript of the gene F2RL1, whose product is annotated as F2R like trypsin receptor 1. Gene Ontology annotation, molecular function: thrombin-activated receptor activity. Gene Ontology annotation, biological process: positive regulation of Rho protein signal transduction; phospholipase C-activating G protein-coupled receptor signaling pathway; blood coagulation. NCBI's taxonomy places the organism in Eukaryota, Metazoa, Chordata, Mammalia, Artiodactyla, Camelidae. Gene Ontology annotation, cellular component: plasma membrane. The record is from RefSeq and is a predicted model, not a curated record. Bases 193 to 1386 code for a protein of 397 amino acids. The transcript has 2 exons.